Molecule: messenger RNA, 818 nt
Organism: Bactrocera dorsalis (oriental fruit fly)
Lineage: Eukaryota; Metazoa; Arthropoda; Insecta; Diptera; Tephritidae
Exons: 1
Coding region: 63-293 (76 amino acids)
Source: RefSeq, a predicted model, not a curated record
CACUACACUUUACUUUUAAACAUACACACACAAAGAGAGUGGGACACCUGUAGAGCAACGAUAUGGACUCUUACUUAACAGAAAUCAAACAAUUGCGGAUACCGCGCCCGAAAUUCGAACCCAACGGCAGUCCGCCAAACAACUGGCACCGCCUGGUGCGGCCAUAUACGCCGCCGCGCGACUAUCACUUGCCAACCAAUGAGAUAAUCACCACCGCAAGCGCGUUGCAUCCGAAUCGGAGUUACCAAGGUGGCGCGGAGGAGUUCCGACCAACGUUGCACGAGAAAAUGUAAGCGGCUUUGCUCAGCGCACCGCACCAGCGCCGCUAACUACGACCACUGCAACCAUACGCAACCUUAGCGCCGCAAUCUUGAUGCUUUCCAUUGGUGUAAUUAAUGAAAUCCACUUGGUGAAUGGCAAGGGUGUCAAGUGUCGGUGUAGAAAAGAAAGAAAAGGUUGAAGUAACCGUAGUCGGUAAGCGGUAGCAGCGCAGGGCAUGUGCGGCUGAGUGCAGUGAGCGAUUCAAAGUGAUGAGGAUAAUGAGCAGAAUUAAUUUUACGCACGCUAUUAUUACGCUAUACAUAUAUAUAUAUAUAUAUCUACGAAAUACAUACUUAUAUGUAUGCAUGUUAGCUUACAUAUAUACAUGCAUAUAUUACAAACGCAGUAGAACCAUAUGUCUUUAAUAUAGUUUAAGCAGUUAUUUGAAUUUAAGGGUUCCACCAACAACUGGUGGAAAUAAUAUUUUUUAUUUGUGUAUUUACGGUAAUUUGUGAAUAUAGACGCAAUAAAAUUGUUGAUUUUAUUUGUAAAGUAAA